Linum tenue is the source of this 1613-nucleotide messenger RNA. The record is from the annotation of a GenBank genome assembly. NCBI's taxonomy places the organism in Eukaryota, Viridiplantae, Streptophyta, Magnoliopsida, Malpighiales, Linaceae.
GUAGGGGGCAAAAUCAGAAAUGACGAUAAAGAAAGGAAAAGGACAAAAGCUGAACGGGGAGACUGGAUCGGGGGUUGAGAGCUGAGAGAGACGGCAUGGAUUUUUAGGGCGGAUUAGGAUAGGAGAAAGGGAGGGGAAGUGGUCCGGUCCUUCUUUUGCUCCUUGAGUUGAAUCGAAAUACAGAGCGAGAGAAAGAAGCACAGCUUUGCGGAGUGAUCGCCGGUCGUCGGCAUCUACCGCCAGCUGCCUGUGUCUCUCCUCUCUUUGGUGGAUUACGGACAGUUCAGCCAUCCUUCCGGCCAGGAAACACCAAUUGAACUCUAUCAUCUUCGUCUCUGCCUGAGCUUGCUUGUGCCCGGAGACAACCCCAUCGCUUGCUGCUCGGAAAUUCAAGUUCCUUCCUUCGCGCUGAUUUAUGAAUCAUGCUUGAGCUGCUAUGCCAGUAGCCUUUAUCUUCAAUUUUGUGUAACUGCUGGUCCAGUGAGUAUGAAGUUGGAUAUCAGGAACUUGCUUUGUUUGAGGUUUAUGGCUAGUCAGGUACAUCCAAUGAUUCUAACAAAGCAAUACCGAUGUAUACACUCGUCAAGCUGUCAAUGCACAAAAGGGCAUCUAAGUGAAGACGUUAUAUUUUUAGUCUUUCAACAGCUGAACUGGAACCCCAAGUUGAUAGCUGCUCUAUCAUGUUCGUGCAAGUGGUUUGAUGAUCUUGCCAAGCGAGUAUUGUGGAAAGAGUUCUGCAAGACAAGGGCUCCAAAGAUGAUGGUUGAUCUACAAUCAAGUGGAAGUCACAGUGUUGAUGGAAACUGGAGGGCACUUGGGAAGUUGCUCAUCUACUGUUCAGGAUGUACCAGGGGUGGUCUAUUCAAUAACAUUCAGAUACCUGGCCAUUUUGUUCACAGGACUCGCUUUUCUAGAACUUCUGGGAAAUCCUUUCUUCUGCCUCAAUGUAGAACUGAUGUUCUAUAUGUUUCGGACCCAUGUGAGCAUCUAGACCAAGGGGAUGAAGGGGACAUAGGGUUUUUUAGAGGGAUUUUCAAGUCAUUCUCAAUGUCAAGAGUCAGGAAGAUGCUGAUACAAAAAAGGGCCCCACUGCACCCUACACAUGUGUGUCCAUAUUGUAAGGCGAAGCUUUGGAACAUGCUUCAAGCAAAGAUGGUACCAACAAGUGCAAGCUGCAGAUUGGGUUCCUAUGAUGAUUGCAUUGAGUAUUAUGUGUGCCUUAAUGGUCAUAUGUUGGGAAUAUGUACCCUCUUACCCUUGUCAGAGUCGGAAGAGGUAUCCGAGAUCGAGUGAUAGUUAGAUUGGAACCCAGCAUGGAUGACGAUUCACUGAAUGGAGACAAUGGACAUGAAUCCAAAAUGAUAUGCUUUCUCUAUCUGCCACUGCUAUUGUAAAGCUUGCUCCGCUGCUGCUGCAUCUCGCCUGAAAGUUUGAAGCAUUUGGCCUUUUAUAGGCGUUACUGACCAUCCUUGUUUGUUGUGGUAGUAUUACUUACAAGUGAUGUUGUAACUUGUCUGUACACAUCAUAUUGUUAGAAUUGCAGAUAAGUGUAUCUGCAACGAUUCAUCCAAAACUGCGUGUGAUUAAACCGGUCUGUAUUAAAUGAUCACCUU